Messenger RNA from Lolium rigidum, 1074 nucleotides. RefSeq names its product phosphatidylinositol transfer protein 3-like. The coding region runs from base 90 to 863 and encodes 257 amino acids. NCBI's taxonomy places the organism in Eukaryota, Viridiplantae, Streptophyta, Magnoliopsida, Poales, Poaceae. The transcript is spliced from 3 exons. The record is from RefSeq and is a predicted model, not a curated record.
CGUUCCUCCUGCUCCCCCGGCCAAGCCUUGUCCUGCUAUAAAACCAAGCCACCCGGGCAGCUCGCAUCAAUCGAGGCGCGGGAGGAGAGAUGGAUUGCGGCGACGAGCAGGCGAAGCACAACGGGCAUGCCGGCGGCGACGCGUCGGAGUGGAAGAAGGUGGAGGAGAUGAGGUCUGUUGUCCAGGCCCAGGACCCCGCGUCCAAGGAGGAGGACGACUUUGCGUUGCGGCGAUUCUUGCGUGCCCGUGACCACAACAUCGGCAAGGCAUCAGCGAUGUUCCUCAAGUACCUCUCGUGGAAGCGCACCGCAAAGCCACGGGGCUCCAUCGCCGAAGACGAGGUGCACAACGAGCUCGUGCAGGACAAACUCUACGUGCAGGGCUUCGACAAGGUAGGACGCCCCAUGAUCUACCUCUUUGGUGCCCGGCACCUCCCUGCGAAGCGCAAUCUCGAAGAGUUCAAGCGCUAUGUCAUCUACAUCCUCGACAACACAUGCACACAGUUGUCGGUGGGUCAGGAGAAGUUUGCAGCGGUGGUCGACCUAAAAGGGUGGGGGUAUGCAAACUGCGACAUCCGAGCGAAACUGGCGGCAUUGGACAUCAUGCAGAACUACUACCCAGAGCGGCUUGGGCGGGUCCUCCUAAUCCAUGUGCCCUACGUGUUCAUGGCGGCGUGGAAGAUGGUGUACCCUUUCAUCGACGAUAACACCAAGAAGAAGUUUAUGUUCGUCGCCGACCGGGACCUCAAUGCUACGCUUCGGAACGCUGUCGACGAGUCCCAACUACCCGAAGUGUAUGGCGGGAAGCUCAAGCUCAAGGGCUACUGCAGUUCGUCGCCGCCACCUUCAUCAACAAGCGAAUGAUGGAUCCAUUCAUACUUGUACGAUGUAUGUGCAGACCACAUGGUGAUCUGUCCAUUGAUGUUGUUCACUGCACAUGCAAUUAAGGGUGUCAAAUUAUAAACGUACAUUGCCCCCACGUUCUUUAACACUGAAGAAAGUAGUACGCAUGCGGUACUACGGAUGAGUACGGGCAAUUUUGAACUUACUUCUAUGUUUGAACAGAAGUUAUGUU